Molecule: messenger RNA, 919 nt
Organism: Carlito syrichta (Philippine tarsier)
Lineage: Eukaryota; Metazoa; Chordata; Mammalia; Primates; Tarsiidae
Gene: SRGN
Product: serglycin
Exons: 3
Coding region: 86-559 (157 amino acids)
Biological process (GO): negative regulation of bone mineralization; secretory granule organization
Cellular component (GO): secretory granule
Source: RefSeq, a predicted model, not a curated record
UCUAAAAGGGACAGAGAGCACCCCGCUACAUUUCCUAAUUGUGAGGUUGGCGUGCAGCCGGUGGAGCUGGACUGAACUGGCCACAAUGCAGAAGCUACUCAGGUGCAGUAGGCUUGUCCUGGCUCUCGCCCUCAUCCUGGUUUUGGAAACCUCAGUUCGAGGUUAUCCCACGCAGAGAGCCAGGUACCAAUGGGUGCGCUGCAGUCCCGACAGUAAUUCUGCAAACUGCAUUGAUGAAAAGGGACCCAUGUUCGAACUUCUUCCUGGUGAAUCCAACAAGAUCCUCCGUCCACAGACUGACCCUUUCUCGAUGACAAGAUUCCAGAACUUGAACGAUAUUUUCCCCCUUUCUGAGGACUAUUCUGGAUCAGGCUCUGGCUCCGGCUCUGGCUCUGGAUCAGGAUCCGGAAGUGGCUUCCUAACUGAGAUGGAACAGGAAUACCAACCAGUCGAUCAAAGUGAUGCUGUCUAUGAGAGCUUUAGGUCUUUUGACAGGAAUCAGCCCUCAGACAAGCAGGACUUGGGUCAAGAUGCAUCAGAAGAGGAUCUUAUUAUAUAAAAGAGAGGGUUUCCCCACCUUGACACCAGGCAAUGUAUUCAGUAUAUUUUGUGUACCGUGGUUAAAUGAUUAAUCUUGGAAAAAAGAGUUUUAUAAAAAUUUUAAAACAUCUGAAAAAGAAACUUAAGUUUCAUCACCUUUUUUUCCUCAUGAAUUCUUGAAGGAUUAUGCUUUAAUGCUGUUAUGUAUCUUAUUGUUCUGGAAAUACCUGCAUUUUUUUUACAUCAUAUUCAACCAAUAUCACUAUGAAAUUGGAUUGCCAUGUCUAUAAAAUUGCUUUAAAGAAUAAAUCAUGCUGUUUUAAAAAAUUCAGUUAAGAAGUACGUUGAUAGGCAAUAUUUACCUAAGUCUUCAGGAACG